Molecule: messenger RNA, 255 nt
Organism: Anisakis simplex (herring worm)
Lineage: Eukaryota; Metazoa; Nematoda; Chromadorea; Rhabditida; Anisakidae
Source: the annotation of a GenBank genome assembly
AUGAAUACUGUUAAGUCUAGUGUGUUGCGGGGACGAAAUUUCGCCGUCAAGGACCCCGAAAAUACAGUCCACAAUGCAAAUGAGCAAAGUAAAAGUGAAUCACCUGAAGCACCAGAAAAACAUGUUGGUGAGAAUGCGGUUGAUGCAGCAUCAGAAGUUGAUAAAAGUGAUGAAAAACAGUUACCCGCUAUUAAUGGGGUUGUUGACGAGGCCGCAACAAAUGGUUCGUCUUAUGAACAUUGUAUCAAAUUUUGA